Arachis duranensis is the source of this 2207-nucleotide messenger RNA. RefSeq names its product beta-1,4-xylosyltransferase IRX14-like. Gene Ontology annotation, cellular component: Golgi membrane. Gene Ontology annotation, molecular function: xylosyltransferase activity; galactosylgalactosylxylosylprotein 3-beta-glucuronosyltransferase activity. Lineage: Eukaryota; Viridiplantae; Streptophyta; Magnoliopsida; Fabales; Fabaceae. The record is from RefSeq and is a predicted model, not a curated record. Gene Ontology annotation, biological process: plant-type secondary cell wall biogenesis; glucuronoxylan biosynthetic process.
AAGGUCGAAGAAUGAGUCUACCUUUCUUCAUUUUUUUCAUUUUACAUUUCAAUAAUUGUGGAAGCGGAAAGUGGUUAGAGUGAUUAAUCAUUUUUAAUUUUGAAAAAAGAGAAGAAGUUAUCCGUAAAUCGAAAGAAAUGAAGGAGGAUUGAAUGAGAGAGGAAGGAGCAAGCAGCAACCUAAAGCAAAAGCCACCACCACCACCAUCUCCAACCUGCUCCUCCAUCCCCUUCAAAAACCAAAUCCCCAACCUCAAUAACUCAUUAGCCACCAACAACAACCUUCUAUCACUUCAAUCCUCCCUUUGAUUUGAAUCCGCGUGACUUUCACAGUGUGUGUGCCACACGCGCGCGCUUACAUAUACACACAGAAUGAAGCUCUCGGCGUUGCAGCAGAGCUACCUCAACCGCCGGAGCAACAGCUUCAGAGGAUCCGCGCAGCUCGAUUCCGCUGCUGAUGGCUCAGUAAAGUCGCCGGCGGCGGUCUUCUGGCUCGUACUCCACGGCGUAUGCUGCCUUAUCAGCCUCGUCCUUGGCUUCCGCUUCUCCCGUCUCGUCUUCUUCUUUAUCUUCUCCACUUCCGCCCGCCGACAGCGUCCCUGGGACAUGACGGCGGUCGUGGCGAGCUCCACCAGCAGGGUGGUGGUCGGGCGGCACGGGAUCCGAAUCCGGCCGUGGCCGCAUCCGGAUCCCGUGGAAGUAAUGAAGGCUCACCAGAUACUUGAGCGGGUCCAGAGGGAGCAGAGGGCGCUGUUCGGCGUGAAGAACCCUAGGACGGUGAUCGCGGUCACCCCGACCUACGCCAGAACCUUCCAGAAGCUUCACCUGACCGGCGUUAUGCACUCUCUGAUGCUGGUGCCGUACGAUCUGGUUUGGAUCGUGGUGGAGGCUGGUGGCGUCACCAACGAAACUGCUUCCAUCAUUGCUAAAUCGGGACUCAGAACUAUCCACGUUGGGUUUAGGCAAACAAUGCCGAAUUCUUGGGAGGGAAGACACAAAUUGGAGUCUCGUAUGCGUCUUCAUGCUUUGGGGAUUGUGAGGGAACAGAAGCUGGAUGGCGUGGUGAUGUUUGCUGAUGAUAGUAAUAUGCAUAGUAUGGAGCUAUUUGAUGAAAUCCAAAAUGUGAAGUGGAUUGGUGCUGUUUCGGUUGGGAUACUUCUUCAUUCUACUGACUCUUCAGCUACGAUUCAAAGAGAGGGCGAGGAGGAAUCCACCCCAAUGCCCGUGCAAGGUCCUGCUUGUAAUGCUACCAAUAAGUUAGUUGGGUGGCACACCUUCAAUUCAUUGCGAUAUGCAGGAAGAAGUGCAGUUUAUAUUGAUGACCGAGCACCUGUACUGCCCAGGAAGCUAGAGUGGUCUGGAUUUGUGUUGAAUUCCAGAUUGGUAUGGAAGGAUGUUGAUGACAAGCCAGAGUGGGUUAAGGAUCUUGAUGAGUUGGACGGGGCUGGAGAGGAGGUAGAGAGUCCAUUGUCCUUGCUCAAGACCACUUCCAUGGUAGAACCACUUGGGAAUUGUGGCCGCCAAGUUUUGCUCUGGUGGUUGCGGGUUGAAGCUCGCUCAGACAGCAAAUUCCCUGCUCAAUGGAUAAUUGACCCUCCUCUGGACAUCACUGUCCCCUCGAAGCGAACUCCAUGGCCAGAUGCCCCUCCUGAGCUCCCAUCUAAUGAGAAAAUGUCAGAUGGCGCUCAAACACAAGACCAGCAGAUAAACAAGCAUUCUACAAAAACGAAAACACCAAGAACAAGGCGCAGUAGAACUAAGAGAAGGCACGACACCAAAGUGAUAGGUGUGCAAGCAUCUACGCUUUCUGUUUCUGAACAACAAAACUGAUAUGUUAAUAAGAGUACAUUUGAGGAAUUUUCUGGCCUGUGGAUAAAGAAGAGAAGAGAAUAGAAUGCUGGUCUUUCAGAAACAAGAAUGAAACUGAAUUCAACCAAACGGAGAAGCCAAUGUCCUAUAAUGGACAAUGGAUACAUACAUCGGCCUUGUAACUUUUAUGGUGGACCAGCAUCUGUGCAUUCCGGUCUGAUUUCACCCAAUUUUUUUUCUUUCAAAGUGAUUUUUUCUUUUCUUUUUUGUUUCCUUAUUUUUGUUGAGGGUGCUAUAUAUUCCGUUCGCAUGAAUUAGUUUUGCAGCAGUUGCUGUCUUGCAGGAAGCCUGUAUUCAAAUUUUAUUCCAUGUUAAUACAUAUUCUUCUCAAUAGGAUUA